AUGAAGAGGGCUUGGACGGCUUGCAAGGCCGAGGAGAUCAAAGGGUACGCGGAUCGCAACCAAUGGAAGAUCUUCUUUGCCGCGAUCAAGACUGUCUGCCGUCCCACAGCGAAAGGCACCGCUACUCCUCUCAGCGCCGACGGUAGUACGCUAAUCAACGAGAAGACACAAAUUAUACAGCGAAGGGCCGAGCGCUUUAUAGGUGUCCUCAAUCGUCCCUCCACCAUCUCCGAUGCCGUCAUCGCCCGUCUGCCUCAAGUGGAGACCAACUCCGACCUCAAACUCGCGCCCUCUAUACACGAAACCACCAGGGCCGUGAAACAGCCCUCCAGCGGCAAAGCUCCGGAUCAGACGCGGUCCUUGCCGAAAUGUACAAACACGGUGGCCCCCAACUCAUGGCUCAUCUGA
Messenger RNA from Spirometra erinaceieuropaei, 408 nucleotides. Lineage: Eukaryota; Metazoa; Platyhelminthes; Cestoda; Diphyllobothriidea; Diphyllobothriidae. The record is from the annotation of a GenBank genome assembly.